[Candida] anglica is the source of this 924-nucleotide messenger RNA. The record is from the annotation of a GenBank genome assembly. Lineage: Eukaryota; Fungi; Ascomycota; Pichiomycetes; Serinales; Debaryomycetaceae.
AUGUCCACACCAACUAUUGUGGUAGUUGUACGCUCCUACUCGACAUCUUUUUCAAAGGAUACUCCUAAAAUUGACUUUGAUUAUUCCGAUGAACUUCAUCUCUAUGUGGUUUCCAGUUUAAGUCCUUUUAAACAAUAUGUGUCUAACAUAUUAACUACAAACCCGGAUCAGAAGAAAGUCUUUAUUACGGAUUUUUGCGGGUAUGAAGAUUAUUUCGCGACCAUGCAGUUUGUAUCCUCCCUUGUAGAUAGAGAAACAAUUGUCAAGACAUCAAAUUCAAUUUUCCCAGUCGCACAUGCCUAUUAUAAUAAGAAUGACAAUAGUAGCACUUUUGAACCAGGCCAAUUUGAAUUCCCCUUACCAUUUGAAUUGAUAACGUUAUGUCCAGAUUCGCAAUUCCACAAUCUUCUCUCCCAUGCCAGUAUCCAGGCACAACAAAUUCUUCGAGUAAUCACGUUGGCUCAUGGAGGACUGCUUGUUUGCAUGGAUUCAGAUGAAAUUAAAAAACGGUUGAGUUCCGUAGAUGGGUUGAAGAUCUUAUUAUCACAAAUCUUUUAUGGGAAGAGCGUAAACGAUGUGACAACAUUCCCACAACCAAUACCUGUGUUUGAUACAAAGACAUCAAUUCGACUUUUAUUCCCCGCUGGAUGGGAUUCAUGGAGUAAGAUAAAGUUACUUACCACCUCUAAAAUUUACCAAGAAAGUACACAACGACUUCUUCGUAAAGAUGAAGAUUUCCAAGAAUUGCUAGAUCUAUAUGGCCAGGUAAUUCAGAGUGAUGAGUCACUGCAGGAAAAAAUGUUUCUGCAAUUACUUAGUUAUCUAUCAUCACAAUCCCAAACUAUUUCCACUCAAGAUACUUCUAAUGAAGAAAUAGCGACUUCCAAAACUCUUAGUGACUUUUUAAAGGAGAUUACAACUUGA